AUGAGUGGAUCAUCAACAAAUGGAAGCAACAACAAUGGAGGAGGAGGAGGAGGUGGAGGGCCUUGUGGUGCCUGCAAGUUUCUGAGGAGAAAAUGCAUAAAAGGGUGCAUAUUUGCUCCCUACUUCGACUCAGAGCAAGGCACGGCUCACUUUGCUGCGGUGCACAAAGUGUUUGGUGCAAGCAAUGCCUCCAAGCUUCUCCUCCGCAUACCACCCCACAAGAGGCUCGAUGCUGUCGUCACCCUCUGCUAUGAGGCUCUUGCUAGGGUUAGAGACCCUGUCUAUGGCUGCGUUUCUCACAUUUUCACCCUCCAACAGCAGGUAGUGAAUUUGCAGGCAGAGUUAGCCUAUGUCCAGGCCCGCCUUGCAACCUUGCAGCGCGCUCCGCCUCCACCUCCGCUGCCUCAACUCGAAUGCCCUCCUCCACCCAGAAGCCUUCAUUAUUCCUCGUCCCAUAUCAAUGUGACAUCACCACCAUGCUCAGAGUUUGUGCCAACUUCCAACUUGACGCAUUUUGAUCCUCUACAAACAGUGCCACACACAGCAGAAAUGACAAGCCUUUUCAACUCAUUGGAUCAAGAACUUAUUGAUGGGGAAGAUCUUCAGGCAUUGGCGCGAGAGUUCGUGUGCCGAUACUUGCCAGGAGUGAGGUUGAACAAGCCUUCGACUUCUCAUCAAAACUUCUAA
Messenger RNA from Prunus armeniaca (apricot), 687 nucleotides. Lineage: Eukaryota; Viridiplantae; Streptophyta; Magnoliopsida; Rosales; Rosaceae. The record is from the annotation of a GenBank genome assembly.